AUAUAUUUUGUGAAAUUCCCAAUUUAUACAUUCAAAAUUUAUGACCAAUCAUCAAAUGUUAUCUGUCAGACAUUAAACGCGCUCUUGCAGCAAUGGAAUUUGCACACAUCGUUUUCAGAGUAGCCUUAUCUGGGGAUCCCAGUAUGUUACUACAGAUUUUAACUAACAACCCAAGUUUGGUGAAUCUUCCUGACUUCGAUGGUAAUAUGCCACUUCAUCUUGCUGCUAUGUCUGGCUCGUCAGAAUGUGUUAAGAUAUGCCUUUCUGCUCUGCAAACUCGCAAGGAUCUUGACUGCACAACGGAAGUUCGACGUCGAAAUUUCAUGGUAGGUUAAUGUUAUUAUAAGAAUUUUCCAAAGGGUAAAGAUGCUCUGACCAUUUCUGUUGAGAAAGGUGACUGUGAAUCAUUCAAUUUACUACUAAAUGCAGGAGCAGAUACAGAUUAUCGGUGUAUGGAUGAUGUACCUCCUCUGGUGGCUGCUUUAGGUCAAGAUAACGUGAAGUUAACUGCUAAUGUCCUAGAUGCACUCGAUAUAAAUUUCCUCCGUUUACGCUGGGAUCGCUAUUGGAUUUUAGCAUUGCAUGCUGACUUAUUGAUAUCUUUAGCUUAUUUUAAGCUCCUAAAGGCUCAUGCCGUUCCAUACAGACUAAGUGAUUUUGAGGAAAUUUGUGCUACUGUUCUCGAAAAAGAACCCUCAGUAAAGGGAAUCGAAGAAUUCUUGGUUUACUUGGGCUCAGAUGCUGUGGAGCGCUGGUCUACUAGUCAAGAGGAGGUAUCUCUCUGCUUAGCCCGCAUAUCAUCUUACUUUUUGAGAAAAAUCGUUCCAUUUAGUCAAAACUUCAGUUGUGUUCAUCAUUUACAAAAGUUAGGAUUAUACACGGCCCCAUCAUCUGCUAGAACAUGGCUGCAAGUUCUAUCGCAAUGGGGAUUUCCAAGGAUUUGUAUUGAACGACCAGAUAUCCAAAAACAAUUAAUUUGUAAUUUGGCGGAUAUUGAUAGGAUUCCAAAAACUACAGUUUCUGACAGAUGUUUAUUGCCACUCGUGUUAUAUUUCGCCGCCUUAGCUUUACGCUUCCCAAAUCCAGAUUGGAUCGAUUGUUGGCAUGAGGUUUGUUCUAAGGCGAACUUUAAUGAGCACGAAUACAACCUGGGGACACUUCUGGAACUACACACUAUACGUCAGUCAAAAUCUGUCUUUGAUUUUUUCUGGCAUAAUAUAUUCACUUUUACUAUCUCACGUGCUGUAUUGUAUACUAAUUUGAAACUAUUUUCUCUAGAUGAUACUCAGUGUUCUAUGAAUGAAUUCCUAAGCCACGCCUACUGUGAAUGUCAAUUAUUACAACCACUGCCUCCACGAAAUGAUGAAAAACUAAUUUACCUCCUUUCUUACUUUCCAGCAUCUAAUAAUAUUCCUGGACAUGAAAUCUUUAUGUCUGUUGUUUACCAGCAUUUUCUACCAUUGAUAUCCGAUGACGAUAGUGAAUGCAGUAGUUGCUCAAGCAUUAAUCCUAAUGUACUUAUGACCUCUACAGUCCACGUGCUUCAUCAAUACCCUUUAUUAAAUCUUAUUGUAAACUUUUCAGCUAAAUUAGGUUUGAAAUUUUUGAGCAAUUUUCAGGACUGGCCACGUUCAAUAUCAACCGAUUAUAGAGUCAAGUUGCUCAAUAUACUAAUUGCAUGUUACGUUGAGUCUAGUCAGCAUACCACAGUACCUAGAAAUAUCUCCCAGAUACGGCCAAUGAGACAAACUGGUAAUGUUAGUUCUAGUUAUUUAAACAAUUCAGUGAAUGAUUGGCUGAAUAAAUGGUCGUCUGAGCCAAAACGUCUCUCACUAUGGUCAAAAAUUACAAUACGCAAAUGUCUCAGAUAUUCCACGCAACAUCGUUCUCUGCCUAAGCAACCUGUGAAUGAACUUAUUAGGAGCUUACCGUUGGCUCCAGUGCUCCAAGAGUAUCUUCUAAAUAAUGAAUACUUGAAUUGAUCUUGAUUCUAGUUACUUUUGCAAUCUAAUCUUUAAUUGUACACUCGUUUACAACACAAGCAUCACUACGAUCUUGAGUGAAUACACAUGUUACACCGAGUGCUAGUUGUGUAAUAUCAUGUCAAGUAGGUGAAAGAAACCUUCAUGAACAAUACUGCGGAAAUAUUUGUUCGAAUGGUAUCAAUUGUAUUAUUGUUAUAUAGCUAGAUAAGUGGAAUAAAAUUUCAAGUAACAUACUUGUUUUCUGAUUGACAGAAGGAUAUCUCGUCCGUAGACGAUAGUGGAUACGGUCAUAGUACGCUAAAAUCUGAAAAAAAUCACCGAACCUACAGCUGUCCUUCCAUUCCAGGAAAUAUUCAGGGCACUGGUUUAAAUGCCUGCUAAUAAUCGAAAAAGUAUGUCUCUUUAGAAACGUUAGUUUGAACACCCUUGUGUGACAGAUGAUACAAAAUAAAGGGACAUGUGCUUCAACAAAUUUAUGUAAAAAUUAAAGAAUGUACAUGGUUUAUUCUACUUCAUCAUCCAAAUCGUCAGCUUCUUCUAAAGCCUGUUUGGCGAAUGUCUCUGCUUCAUCAAAGAGUUUGCGGGGGACAAGCUGAUGUAUACCUUUUGUAUCUAAACGUAUAUACAUCAACGAAUCAAAGGACUUACUUGCACCGACCCAACUAAGAUCCAGUUCAAAAUUCUUAUCUUUGAUUUCAUCAUGAACGGUGUAAAUUCUACAAAACAGGAAAUCGUGAUGGCGACUGACUCAACAUCAUAAAGCAUGUUAAAUAAGUAAUCAUUUGACUAAUUUCAAUCAUAAUGGUCGCGAACUUUUAUUACACUUUUUUGUCUGUUAUCACUAUUUUUUUAAUUUGGUAUCUAUUCGAAUGGGCGAACGCUAAUAAAGGUAAUUAUCGACAGGGAGAAUAACAUUUUCAAUGGUGCAAAAUAUGUUGGAUCUGUACUCUGUCUUACGAUCAGUCAGAUACGCUUUUUCAUAAACGUAUGAUGAAAAGUCUACUUUCAAAGAAUACUGUGAUUUUUAGGAUUUGAUAACAAACAGCCAUUGUUAUUUCCCUAGUCAUGAACGACCAAGUGUUCGCAGUGAAAGUGUAAUGAUGUACAAAGUAAUUUUGUACUUAAUUAUUUUGAAAUAAAAUAUUUGAUUCGGCUACAAACAUAUUGCUGGAAUUAUU
Schistosoma turkestanicum is the source of this 3163-nucleotide messenger RNA. The record is from the annotation of a GenBank genome assembly. Lineage: Eukaryota; Metazoa; Platyhelminthes; Trematoda; Strigeidida; Schistosomatidae.